AUGACAACAAGACCUAAUCCACAGAUAUCAUAUUCAGCAAUGCAUAAUAAUAAUAAUGAUGAUCAACUUUUUUCUGACGACCAAAUAGCACGUUAUGAUGCAGAUACUAUAAAAAAUCGUUAUGGUGAUAACUGGAGAAACUAUGCGUCAAAUAUACGUGAAAUAAAACAAGCAGACGGAACAAUUGUACGAGAAUAUAUUAUUGAAGAUCCAACUUUACUUAGAGAAAUUAAACCAACUUUAGAUUCAACAUCAUCAACAACAGGUUCCGAUGAUGAACAACGAUCAUCAAAAAAUAAAUUUGCUCAAAUAAAAGCAAAAUUUGAACAAAAAUCUUUAACAAAUGUUAUGGGAUCUCCUUCAUCAUCAUCUCCAAGUAGCAAUACUACAACAAUAACAACACGUCGAAAUUCUAGUAAACAAAGUAAUGAUUUAUAUGAAAGAAAUCAUCGACGAUCCAAUGAUACAUCAUCAUCAAAUCAUCGAACAAAUGUUGAUCUUCCUCCUCCUCCACAUCCAGUUCUUUCAAAUACAUCUUCAAGUAAUGCAAAUAGUGUUCAAUCAAAAAUAUCAUCACAUCAAUCAAUGCGACGUUUAAAUUCAGCUGAUGAAGCUGAUGAAGAAGUACAUCGUAUACAUCGAGAAAGUCAAGAACUUCGUCAACGACAUAAUGCUCCAUCUCCUGUACCACAAAUCAAUAAUCCAAUAAAACAACAACCCAAUGUUCAAUAUGAAGUUAUUGAUGAAGAUGGAAAUCCUAUGGUUAUUGAUGAUGUACAUGAUUUAAUUAAAAUGUCAGGUGUUACAGCACGAGAAGUUAAACAACCGAAUGGUACUAUACUUCGAGAAUAUGUUAUUGAUGAUCCAGAAAUAUUAUCAAAAUUUCGUUCACAACAACAAUCACCAACAAUGUCUCAACAACGAAAUUCUCAUGAUAAUAUUCCUGCACCUCCACCACGUGUUCCUUUAAAACAACCGACAUUAUUUCGUCAAGGAUCAUCAAAUGGUGAUCAAAGUUCUCCAACUAAUAUUCAACAUGUUCGUGUACUUGAACCACAACGUCGUUAUGAAUAUGUAACAACAUCUGGUAAACGUAUUGAAUUUAUGAUAACAAAUUCAGGAUUAGAUAGUUCAACACUCAAUGAUUCAGAUAUACGUGAAGUAGCUACUGCAAUUAAUACACGUCUCUUACCAGAUUCUUCACCAGCUUCUACUAUUCCAACACAACCAUUUAGUCUUCCUAAACAAUGGCAUCCAGCUGUUGAUUUAACACAUCGUGAUUUACCAGUACGACAACGAAUUGGUUCAGAUAAUCAACCACCUCGAAAUACUUCUAAUACUGCUUUUCAUCAAGUACAUCCAUUGCAUACAGAAUUAUCUCGUUCAGCAUCUUAUGGUGCACUUAAUCAAACAUCAUAUCAACAAACAUUUGCACCCGUUUUUACUGAACCACUUAUUGAUUGGAGUGCACUUCAACAACAAGAUCCACAUGGUCAGAUUGAUCCUCAACUUGUUAAACAAUUUAUUACACAAAAACAUCAAUCUGGAACUUUUCAAACAUCAGCUCAAUUUUUACCAGGACAACAACAACAACAACAAAUACAACUACCAAAACAAACACCACCCCAACCGCAACAACAACAACAACAACAACAACAACAAAUGUCAAGAUCCGCAGCUUCAUCACCACAACAAAACCAUGCACCUAUAUUCUAUCCACAAUCAAUGCCUUAUCCAUAUCAAGGACAACAUCAACAUGGUGUUACACUUAUGACUACUGAUAAUAAUGAUUCAAAUCAACAACAUCAACAUCAACAUCAACAACAAGCAACUAUGAUUAAUAAUGGACAUACUAGAAUUUAA
Messenger RNA from Adineta steineri, 1863 nucleotides. Lineage: Eukaryota; Metazoa; Rotifera; Eurotatoria; Adinetida; Adinetidae. The record is from the annotation of a GenBank genome assembly.